Ricinus communis (castor bean) is the source of this 1201-nucleotide messenger RNA. RefSeq names its product putative methyltransferase-like protein 7A. The record is from RefSeq and is a predicted model, not a curated record. The transcript has 6 exons. NCBI's taxonomy places the organism in Eukaryota, Viridiplantae, Streptophyta, Magnoliopsida, Malpighiales, Euphorbiaceae. Bases 50 to 982 code for a protein of 310 amino acids. Gene Ontology annotation, molecular function: S-adenosylmethionine-dependent methyltransferase activity.
UGGUAACCAUUAUUACACGGCUCAAGUGUCAAUUUUUUAAGCAAAGAAAAUGAUCCUCCAUUCACCUUCUCUCUUUCCUCAAAACCACAGCACCGCUCUCUGCUCUUCUUCCCACAAUGAUACUUCUUCAUCUGCAGUAAGCAUACCCUCCCAUUAUGUUAUUAAGCAAUCCAAUUCCAUAAGAUUAAACAAAAUUAACAAAGAUGAGGCGAAGCCAUUUAGAUGUUGCUCAUGUGGAAGGAGGCAUUUCCUUGAAACGAGUUUGCUUUCAGCAGUAUCUGAUGCUCCUGCAAAUGCUUCUGGCUAUAAGGCUACAAUGAAUAAAGUUCGCCCUCCAAGACCGGAUUGGUACGAGGAACUUUAUGCAUCCGUUUUGAAUUCAGACAUGAUGAACUCCUAUGAAGCAGAGAUUGCAGCUUACAAGUCACAACUAUUUGCUAACUUGAGAGGAAAAGCAAAAAAAGUAUUAGAGAUUGGAAUUGGCACUGGUCCUAACCUCAAAUACUAUGGUAAUGAUGACGAUGUGGAAGUCUUUGGUGUGGAUCCUAAUGGCAAAAUGGUAAAAUAUGCACAGAAAGCUGCAGAAGCUGCUGGCCUGCCGCCUGCCAAUUUCAAAUUUAUACAAGCAGUUGGGGAGGCUAUACCAUUAAGUGAUGCUUCAGUUGAUGCAGUUGUUGGAACUCUUGUACUAUGUUCCGUUACUAAUGUCGAUCAGACAUUGCAAGAGGUGAAGAGAGUGCUAAGACCAGGUGGGCUGUACUUAUUUGUGGAGCAUGUGGCAGCAAAAGAGGGAACAUUUCUUAGAUUUGUGCAGAAUUUGCUCGACCCUUUGCAGCAGACAGUUGCUGACGGAUGUCACCUAACAAGAGAAACAGGAAAGAAAAUUUCUGAAGCUGGCUUCUCAGGCGUUGAUUUGAACACAACCUUCUUGUCUAAGACUGCUUUUAUAAACCCUCAAGUGUACGGAAUAGCUAGCAAGUAAUGGUAAGAGGAUGGCCGACCUUUUAAGUUGAUCAUUAAGAUAUAGCUAUAGAAUUAGCAUACCAUAUGGAGAAUCAAGCUUCUCCGCAAGUGUACUUGUGGCUAAAGUAUAAUUUACAGGCCCCUUUUUCUUUUUUCUAUUGUUUCUGUCUUUUUGGUUAAUUAUUUCUAUAUGUACUCUACUUUUUGUUCAUCUGCAAAAAUUCUCUUCUUUCUUCUC